Molecule: messenger RNA, 891 nt
Organism: Manacus vitellinus (golden-collared manakin)
Lineage: Eukaryota; Metazoa; Chordata; Aves; Passeriformes; Pipridae
Gene: GSC2
Product: goosecoid homeobox 2
Exons: 3
Coding region: 226-891 (221 amino acids)
Biological process (GO): regulation of transcription by RNA polymerase II
Cellular component (GO): nucleus
Molecular function (GO): RNA polymerase II cis-regulatory region sequence-specific DNA binding; DNA-binding transcription factor activity, RNA polymerase II-specific
Source: RefSeq, a predicted model, not a curated record
CAGCUGGGUCAGAAGGAGGAAAAGUGUGCGUGUGUAUGAAAUAAAAACUCAGCUGCGAGAAUGACAGUCACUUGAAAUGCCAACACAAAGCAGCAGUUCUGGAUGGUUUUGCAGUCCAUUUAAAAAGCCAUAUAAGCUGUCCUUUUCCUUGUGAGACCCCACUACGGAGCUAGUGCAGGCAGAGCAAACCCCCUCAGCCCAGGCUGCCUGUUUUCCCAGCACAGGAUGACUUCAGAACCAGCACCAGACGCCGACCCCAGCAGGAGAGCCCCGAAGAAGCCGUGUCCGUUCAGCAUCGAGGACAUCCUCUCCAGCCCUGUGGAGAAGAGCCCCCAGGUCUUGGUCCCACUGUGCCUACGGAGCAUCUUAGACUGCGCACCCAAAGGGCUGUGUGAGCUGGAGACCAUCCCAGCCAGCUCCCUGCAGGAGGAAGAGGAGGAGGAGGAGGAAGAGGAAGAGCUGGAAGGGGCAGGCUGUGGCUGCUGCUGCUGUUCUCACACAAGCACCCGCUCCCUGCAGGACUCACCAGGUUGGCUGGAUGCCCGGUUCCCCUGGCCCAUGAGGCUCUUCCACUCGGCAGUCAGGGUCUGCAAGAGUCCCCAGGAGAACCCCAGCGAGCUGCAGGCUUUCCAGCAGAUCCAGCGCCGGACGCGCCGGCACCGCACCAUCUUCACUGAGGAGCAGCUGCAGGCCCUGGAGACGCUUUUCCACCAGAACCAGUACCCAGAUGUCGUCACCCGGGAGCACCUGGCAAACCGCAUCCACCUGAAGGAGGAGAGGGUAGAGGUUUGGUUUAAAAAUCGUCGGGCGAAGUGGCGGCACCAGAAGAGGGCGAGCGCCUCGGCACUGAUCCUGCAGGGCACCAAGCAACCCCCCGAGGAGAGCUGCUAG